Molecule: messenger RNA, 6110 nt
Organism: Pantherophis guttatus
Lineage: Eukaryota; Metazoa; Chordata; Lepidosauria; Squamata; Colubridae
Gene: RASAL3
Product: RAS protein activator like 3
Biological process (GO): regulation of GTPase activity
Source: RefSeq, a predicted model, not a curated record
UCUGAAUGGGGCUAUUAAGGGAAUUGUCAUGGAAGGGAGGAUGGAUGGGAAAUGUGUCAUCUGCUUUUGGGUGGCAGCAGAGCUCAACUAGGUGAGCGGUCUGGAUUAAGUGCAACCAAGCUUCAGCCACCCACACAGCACAAGGCAGCCUCAGGGUAAUUCAAACAGGAUGAAGUGAGAUUGUUAUCAUGUCACAGAAGAUCACAUGGGGAUUUGCAGAGCUGAGAGAGCAGGAGAGGAAGCCAGUCAGUCAGACAGAUGAUGAAGGAAGGCUAGGUUGAAGACGAAGGGCAGCUAGAAGCCAAGAUGGCAGCUCAGCCUGAAAAAGAGGGUUCAACUUUACUUAAGGCCUACCUAUGGCAGACAGUAUUGCCAAUUGGGGAGAAAGUGCCAGAAUUGGGACCUAUUCACUAUGGAUCAGAAAGCAGCAGAUGCAAGCACAAGAUACAAAAAUGGAAGCGAGUACAAAGCCAGCCUGAGAGUGAAGUCCCUGAGCCUGGACACAACGAUCUCCCAUCAUUGGUUUCCCAAGACAGCAGAGCGGCCACCAAGAGAUCUAUCUUCCAGAGGGCUUUCUCUCUGCCAGGCAGGAUGAACAAGGCCCAAGAGAGAAGCAGUAAGCUCAGUGUGAGGAAGUACUUGCGCUCCAUGUCUCAUUGGAAGAACCAAGAAGGCCCCUCCCAAACAGUGAGGGAGACCAAGGAAACAAGCAAAGGUGAUGAUUCUGUUGUCCAGUUGAUUCCAAGCAUCGGUGUUCCUCCUUGGGAUGUGGCUAAUGUAUCUCUGCAGGACGGACGGCUGAUGUUAUGGGGCAGAGAUGAGGAGAAUCUGCUUGAAAAGCAGAAACGAACCAGCAGUUCUGUUUCAGAGAAUAACUCAAUAUUCCGACCAGAUAAGGAGAAUACAGAGUUUUUCAUAGGAGGACAUGCUCCUGAGAAAAAGGCUUUCCAGGAUGCUUCUUCGGGCACACAGCUUGGCAAUGUGAAGGGGAUGCUUUGGAGACGGUUCAGAGAUCGGAAGGGACGGGUCCAUCCUAACACUGAUUCCUCAGGUGAAUCUGUUGUGAAUGACAAUAGGGAGGCCUUGCCUGGCCCAGCUCUCACCCUGGACCUGAGCAAUGAAAAAGAUGUCUUGAUCCGACCACUUCAUAGCAGCCUUGUGGGAGAGCAGCACUGCUUUGAGGUCCUGAGGGCUGGGAAACGCUACUGCUUUAACUGUUCAUCUGCUGCUGAGAGAACCCAUUGGAUGGAGAACUUACGUCAAGCUGUCCAGCCCAGUAUGGACAACUGCCAACGGAUGGAACAUAGGUUAAGUCUUUGGGUAUAUGAAGCCCGAGACUUGUCUCCCAGGAAGCACUACUACUGUGAAAUCCAAUUGGAUGGGGUCCUGUAUGCCCGCACAACAGCCAAGCAAGCCAGUCCCAUAGGAACUCUCUUCUGGGGCGAGCACUUUGACCUCAAGACUCUUCCACCAGCUGUGGAACUACAGGUCUGCCUGGUACAGGAAGAAGAAGGGCUGUGGCCAAAGGAGAGCCCCAUUGUCAGUAUGUCUGUUCCCCUAAAGGAGUUGGCUGCUAUGCACCAGCCCUUGGAGAGAUGGUACCCACUGGGCAAAGAGAAGCCAAACAUGCCCACCCUUCGACUCCGAGGACGAUACUGCAAUUUCAAAGUGUUGCCCAUUGUACAGUACAAAGAAUUUGCUGAAUAUCUCACUUUCCAUUAUCGGGAGUUAUGUGCUUCAUUGGAGUCCAGCCUCAGUGCCAGAGACAAGGAAGAGCUGAUGAGUGUCCUAGUGCGAGUCUUGCAAAGCACAGGCAAAGCCAAGGAUUUUCUCAUUGACUUAGGCGUAGCUGAGCUGGACCGUUUUGAUGACCGGGAAGCUUUGAUUUUUCGUGAAAACACACUAGCCACCAAGGCCAUUGAUGAAUACAUGAAGCUGGUGGGAAGCCCAUACCUGCUGGCCACAUUAAGUGAUAUUAUAACCCAGCCAAACUUUUUGGAGGAUUGCUGUGAAGUGGACCCAAGCAAAUGCCCUCCCCGUGACCUGGCUGACAAUCGCAACCAUCUGCAGCAACUCUGCGAAGAAGUCUUCCUAAGGAUUGCUAUGUCCAGCAACUCCUUUCCAGCUGAGCUUAGCGAGAUCUUCACAGCCUGGCAGGAGGAGUGCCAGUUGCGGGGCAAGGUGGACAUUGGCCAGCGGCUUGUCUCUGCUUCUCUAUUCUUACGCUUCCUUUGUCCAGCCAUUAUGUCCCCCAGCCUUUUUGGCCUUACCCAGAAAUACCCCGAUGACACCACCUCCCGCACCCUCACCCUGGUGGCCAAGGUUAUUCAGAACCUGGCAAAUUUCACCACGUUUGGGGAAAAGGAGGCCUAUAUGAGUUUCAUGAAUGAGUUUCUUGAGCACAACUGGCAUACCAUGAAAUCAUUUCUCAGCAGCGUUUCAAGCCCUGGUAGUACCAUAGCAUUGAGUGCCUAUAAUGACUCAAUUGACCUGGCCCUGGAAUUGUCCAUCCUUCACUCCUUGCUCUGCAGCAUCUUCUCCACUCUGGAACAGCAAACCCAGGAGAAACUGCAGCCCCUGCCAGCAAUCCUCCAGGCUAUCCAAGAGGGAACCCCUGUGCCUGUCUCCAUUCUUCUUGGGCCUCACAUGGAGGAAAGACACACUGAGAAACAGAAACUAGGGUUUGUGCCCCCACGGGAUCUGGACAAGUAUAGUCCUCUGAUCAAGAGCCAGUCCAUGACCAGCAUCCAAAAGAACAGAGGCAAGGAAGAUGCCCUGACUCCUUUACAUCAAACCAAAACCAGGAGCAAAGUGCAGCGUACUCAGAGUGUCCCAACCCAGACCAAGGCAUCUCGGCGUAUCCACAAGCAAAGUAGCAUAGAGCGAGUGGUUGACAGUCAGGACAGCAACCCUCAGCCUUAUGACUCCUCUCUAUGCAAUGGUGGCAGCCACAAGGCAUCCCAGGAAUGCUCAAAGCUCCACCCAUCUGUAUCGCUGCCCCAGAAACCAUCGGUCCCUUGGUUACGACAUUCAGAGGAUGCAUCAGCAAUGCAAAAUUGCCUAUACUCCAUGCAACCCCUGGAACAGUAUGCAAGACAGAUGGAAGUGCUGCAAAUGAAGCUGAGUUCAGCCAGAGACAAGCAGCAGCUCCUGGAGGAGCAGGUGAAGUCACUGUCUGGCCAGAAUCAAGCACUGCUGCAGGAGCAAGCCAGAUUUCAAGAACAAGAAGCAAUUCUUAGCAAGAGACUAGAGGAAACGGAACUUUGCCUGGUACAGCUCAGCAGCAGGGUGUCCUGCAUAGAGGCCAGCUGGAAAAAGGAUCAUGAAAAGCUGCAAGUGAGUGAGGAGAAGGCCAAACAGCUGGAUCUGCAGUUCUCCAGAAUGGAAAAGGACCAUGACCAGCUUUUCCAUGCUGUUAGCCAGAUGCUGGGGUAUCAAGAUAACCAACCACAUUAUGGCAACAACUCUCAAGGCUUGUGUGGAUAAGAAGAUUGAGAAUGGGAAAGCCAUAUUUCCCACACAGCUCUAGUAUGGAAUCCAGAGAAGUCAAGAGGAUGGAAAAAUGUGCCUUCCACUAACAAGGACAGCAUCAUAUUAAGAGUUCUCAAAGGUAUUCAGCCAUUGCUUCAGUUUCCAAUCCAUCCCUUCCUGAAUUCACACACAUUCCAUCCUCCGGCUUAAAGAUACCCCAUUUACCAUUUUCUGGGUACAUAUCCUCACUGCAGAGCUGCCUUGGCUUGAAAAUGUUUUCCCUGAGAAAAUGGAAGAAUAUCUCAGUUCCAGAUCAUUCCAACCUAUGGGCAAAGAGUCUCCUGAGCUUGAAAAUACGUGGCUCUUCCAGUUGGCUAUAUCUCCAUAGUUGUUGGUACUAUGGCUGCCAAAAAGGCCAGACACUUUAUUCUGCACUUCUUUUCUGUGCUUGUGGCUUGGUCAGGGAAAUAGUUUUCUCUUACCCCUAAUAGACAAAUGAGGGCCUUCAGUGAGUUGAUAAUUCUGUUGCUAAGCAGGAGGUUUUCUUUAAUGUAACUUUGCUCUUUCCUUUCUUUCCCCCCUUCCUUCUCCCCCAGCAUGCUCUUUUGUGACAAUGAAUACUCCAAUCCCAAAGUGUGAGUGAUUUACAGUUGAGAGUGAGGUGGAGCAGUAGGACUUUCCCUUCUGUACUGUCAGAUGGUUUCAGGCGCUGAGGGGAACUCAACAGAUUAACAGAGUUUGAAGGGACCUUGUAAGUCAUCUAGUCCAACCCCCUGCCCAAGCAGGAGAGUCUACACCAUUUCUGACAAAUGGCAGUCCAGUCUCUUCUUGAAAGUCUCAAGUGAUGAAGCUCCCACAACUUCCGAAGGCAACUUCUGUUCUAUUGGUUGAUUGCUCUUACUGUCAGAAAACUUUUCCUUAUUUCCAGGUUGAAUCUCUCCUUGGUCAGUUUCCAUCCAUUAAUCCUUGUCUGGCCUUCAGGUGCUUUGGAAAACAGGUUGACCCCCUCCUCUCUGUGGCAGCCCCUCAAAUAUUGGAACACUGCUAUCAUGUCUCCCCUGGUCCUUCUCUUCAUUAGACUAUCCAUGCCGAGUACUUGCAACCAUUCAUCGUAUAUUUUAGCCUCCAGUCCUCUAAUCAGCUUGGUUGCUCUUCUCUGAACUCUUUCUAGUGCAUGGGGGUGGGGCGCGUGCACAGGGGCACAUGUGCGGGGGUCAUGUAAUGAACGCAUGCACAGGGGGCACACAUUGCAUUAUGGGUGACGGCACGUGCGUGCGCUGUUGCGCGUGCACGUGCACACUUUUGGCACAUGACAACAAAAAGGUUAGCCAUCACUGAUAUAGACUUAUGUUCUUUUCCAUGCUACUUCCCUCUCAACUGCUUGGAACUAAAGAAAGAGAUGCAAUCCCGCUACACCACUUCUUUUGCUAUGCAGGGUGCUGCAAGAGAAGGCAAGUGUGUGCUGUAAAGGAUGCACUUUCCAUUGUUGUGCUCUGUAUCAAGCAGGGGUGAUAAAAGAGACACACUACGAGGGUAAGAACAGAAAACCUGUAGUAGCCUGUGCAAUUUUUCCUGACUUCAGCAAUAAUUGGAUGAAGAGAUACCUUCCCUGGGUCUUGUCAAGUUCACCAUCUUUUACCAAGCCCCACUCCUCACAUGCUUUUCUCUUGCAUGGAUAGUUGGACAAAAUAUAUUACCAGCUUGCAGUCUAGAGCUCUGUUCUGCUGUUAAUGGGUUCCCCCUCUCCAAAUAUUCCAAAAAACUGUCUGAAAAGCAACACUACCAGCCUCCAUCCCGAGGUUUGGUGAAAGGCAGACUCUGGUGCAGUGGCUCUUCUAUCAACAUACAUUCCUCCAGUGGGGAGGAAGCACAUCAAGUGUGGCUGUGCAGAGGAGCCCUGAGGUUGCAUCCCUGUUUCUGUUGCCUAAGGGCAUAUAUAGCCCGCAGUACAAAGGUCAGUCUUGCAAAUUUUGGGCAAUAAUUGCUUCUAUGCCCAGAAAAAUCUCAAGCAAACAUGAGAGUGUCCUGUGGGCUAUUUGUUUCUUGCUUUACCUAUAAAAGCUGCCAAGAGCUGCUUUCUUCCACCAGAACAUUUUGAUAAUUUCUUUACUCUGCCUUUGAAGCCCAUCUGAGCCAGGUGAUGUGAGGGGUGGGGCUUAAUGAAAUGUCAUUAACCCAGUACCUGCCGUUAUAGUCUGCCACCAUCCUGCUGCACCAUGCCCUGAAGAAAAAGGGUCUUCAUCCCUGUCCCAAGGAGGCUGCUGACUUGGCUGAUGCACAUGGCCAGCUGGCCCCAGAGCAAGUAUAACCAUUUCUGAGAGCAAAAAUGCAGUGUUGUCUUCCAUCUGCUCACUUCCCUCUAGGAAGGCCACCUCCACCUGUUCUUUUUCUGCUAUGUGGUCACAAAGUAGCCUUUUCUCACUUGUGCUAGUUCAAGAGAUGCUACCUGCUGUGCUCCAUUUCAUUCUUGUCAAAGCCUCCUGCCCAUUUAACUCCCAGGCACAGAGCAAGAACACCUCGUCCCCUGGUCACUGUCCUCCAUGACAGUGCUGUCAUAACUGUGUCAUUGGUAUGGAGAAAAAUUUGGUUCUUUUUUUUUUUUUUACAUUGAUGAAAAAAUAAAAUGCCUGCUUUUUUGU